This is a messenger RNA of Phyllostomus hastatus (greater spear-nosed bat), 1537 nucleotides long. Its product is annotated as probable bifunctional dTTP/UTP pyrophosphatase/methyltransferase protein. Lineage: Eukaryota; Metazoa; Chordata; Mammalia; Chiroptera; Phyllostomidae. The record is from RefSeq and is a predicted model, not a curated record. Gene Ontology annotation, molecular function: O-methyltransferase activity.
UCUCCAGGUCCACAGACCCAGUGUCAGAACGAGGGGUGAGGCAGACCCUCCGCUUGGGGCCCAGGGAGUGUGGCGCGGACUCGAGAGUCAUGGGCUUGUUCCGGGUGAUCCCGAAGCUGCUGCAUAACCGUGUGGUGAUGGCCGGUGCUGCCCCGCGCCACCAGCACAUCCUCAGGAAUGCGGGGCCCAGGUUCACGGUGGUUCCUUCCAGGUUUCAAGAGAAUCUCAGUAAAGCCUCCUCCCCCACCCCCUUCCCAUGGUCCAUGGAAACAGCCAAGCAGAAGGCCCUGGAGGGGGUCAGGAGCAUGCACCAGAAACACGGGAAGGCCGUGGAGGACGCAGAUGGUAACCCCACGGUGCAGAGCCUCCCCCCGACUGUCAUAUUGGAACUGAUAGACGGCUUCAAGGUGUCCAAGGCCCUGUUCACGGCUUGCAAGAUGAAGGUGUUUGAUGUGCUGAGAGACGAAGCCCCCCUGAGUGCGGCGGACGUUGCCAGGAAAAUCGAUGCCUCUGAGGGUGGAACUGGUCAGCUGCUGGACGUCUGUGCAGCCCUGGGCCUGCUGGACAAGACAGAGGGAGGUUACAGCAACACGCCCCUGGCCACCCUGUACCUGCUGUCGGACGGCGAGUGCUCCCUCCACAGCUACGUCAUGAUCCACGAGGAAGUCAUAUGGCCCUUCUUCUCCUACCUGGACUUUGCUGUCCAGGAGGGCACCGUCCAGGGCCAGAGGGCUCUGGGCACAGCGGGGAGGACCACUAUCAGGUACCAUCCAGUGCCAGAGGGCUCUGGGCACAGCGGGGAGGACCAGUAUCAGGAGUCGUUCUACCAGAAUCGAGAAAAGAAGUUGCAGUUCAUGCGGGCCAUGCACGGCCACACCAAGGUGGCUGCCCGCCAGGUGUCCACAGCCUUUGACCUGUCUGGAUUCACCUCUGCGUGCGAUCUGGGAGGAUCCACAGGCGCCCUUGCCUACGAACUGGCCCGGCAGUGCCCGGGUCUGAAGGUGACCGUGUUUGACCUGCCGGAGGUCAUCGAGGACGCCGUGUGCUUUCAGCCCCAUGGACCCCAGACAGGGCAGGUCAGCUUCGUGCCAGGGGACUUUUUCCGAGACACCCUCCCGGAGGCCGACCUGUACAUUCUGGGCAAAGUUCUGCACAACUGGCCCGACGACAAGGCGCACCAGCUGCUGAGCCGCAUCUCCCGCAGCUGCAAACCAGGUGGCGGCCUCCUGGUGGUGGAAAUGCUGCUGGACGAGGACAAGGCAGGCCCCCUGCCCGCCGUGCUGAUGUCGCUGAACAUGACGGUGCUGUUCCAGGGCAGGGAGCGCAGCCUGAGCGAGUACCGCAGCCUGCUGCAGGCGCACGGCUUCACCGACGUGCGGGCCGUGCGCACUGGGACCAUCCUGGAUGCCGUGCUGGCCACCAGAGCCUGACGGCCACCCGCAUGCCAGUCCCAGGGUCACUCCCCUGGGGGGACACUGGCUCACAGUCCCCCACCGUGGCCCAUAGGUAGAAAGUGUGCUGCAAGGGGCUGGAGUCA